Messenger RNA from Aspergillus melleus, 2562 nucleotides. Its product is annotated as D-lactate ferricytochrome c oxidoreductase, variant 2. Gene Ontology annotation, molecular function: D-lactate dehydrogenase (NAD+) activity; D-lactate dehydrogenase (cytochrome) activity; FAD binding. The coding region runs from base 1021 to 2226 and encodes 401 amino acids. The record is from RefSeq and is a predicted model, not a curated record. Gene Ontology annotation, cellular component: mitochondrion. Lineage: Eukaryota; Fungi; Ascomycota; Eurotiomycetes; Eurotiales; Aspergillaceae. The transcript has 3 exons. Gene Ontology annotation, biological process: lactate catabolic process.
AGCAUGGCAUAGCCGUCAAGAACCUCGGACUGGCUCGUCCCUGCCAAGCCUCGGAGUUCAGGCCGAUCCGGGGAGAGAGUGCGAUGGAUUUGAGAUUAACACGGAACGAUUGGCUGCAGUCGCAAGAAAGAUAAGCAGACCUGCUUGAUCAUCAGUCAUGGAUUUGUCCUUCGGCGUUCAGAUCUUAUCGUGCAGCGAUCGUAGCCGUACUCGGCCGAAAUCCGAGUCCAAAGCUUAGUACAGCCUGCUCCUCAUCCUUAGCUUCGAUGGCGUGUCUGCUUACCGAAGGGACUGGUGAUCGAUAAAUCCUCCGUACUACUGGGAAGAUUGUGAGCCCGUGUAAAUUGAAAUUGCAACUGACCGACCGCCAAAGACACCUCUCUUGCGCUCAACAUUGUAUGAAGUCUGCGUUCUGAUCCUACCGUCAUACUGGGACAUAUAGAGUCAUGCAGACCAUCUCUCGACUCCCUCGGGCCUUCCCCGCAACUCCCCGCGCGCUCCAAAGCCGACCCAAAUCUCCCAAGUCACACGCAGUCUCAUGCUCCCAAUUCGCUCAAUUCGCCCGAUGGAACAGCUCCAGCACACAAAAUAACGGAAGUCACGGCUCCAAGUCUUCGGGGAGUGCUCCCAAUGCAUGGUCGCUAAACCGAACGCUCCUUGCAUCGGCGCUGGCAGCGGGUGUUGGCUAUGGGUUCGCUUCCUCAAAACAUUCGUCUCAAAUACCAGGCACCCAAAAACCCCAGUAUGGGUCGACGAAAGAUUUUGAGAAGGUGGGAGUCAUCCUAGAAUGUAACUUGUUUCAAUGCGAAGGACUAAUGGGUGUCGCCGAACCAAUAGGCCAUUACCGAAUUGCGCGCGAAGCUCGGCGAAGAAGCAAUCAGCGUCGACGAAGACGACCUUCAACGACAUGGGUUUUCGGAAUGGUCCAGUAUCAAUGCGGAUCGAUUGCCAGUCGCCAUUGCAUAUCCAACCAGUACGGAGGAUGUUUCGGAGAUUGCGAAGAUCUGUCACAAAUAUAAGAUGCCAAUGGUUCCCUACUCCGGAGGUUCUAGCCUUGAAGGCAAUUUCUCCGCUCCUCACGGCGGGAUGACCAUUGAUUUCGGUCUCAUGAACAAAAUCAUCGAGCUUCAUGAAGGCGAUUUGGACGUCGUGGUUCAACCAUCUAUCCAGUGGAUGGAGCUGAAUGAGAAGAUCAAGGACAGCGGACUCUUCUUUCCCGUCGAUCCAGGCCCGUCCGCAAUGAUAGGCGGUAUGGUCGGAACAAACUGUAGUGGCACAAAUGCAGUGCGGUAUGGAACCAUGAAAGACUGGGUUAUCAAUCUCACAGUCGUCCUAGCGGACGGCCGAAUCAUGAAGACGCGCAGACGCCCCCGGAAAACCUCUGCUGGAUACAAUCUGACGGGAUUGUUUGUGGGCUCCGAGGGAACGCUGGGCAUUGUGACUGAGGCCACCCUCAAAUUGACCCCGAUUCCGGAAGAAACCCGUGUCGGAGUUGUCGCCUUCCCCACGAUGCAUGAUGCCGCAUCGGCUGCUAUGCAGUUGAUUCGGAAAGGCAUCCCGGUUCAAUGUAUGGAGAUACUAGAUGAUGUCCAAAUGGAUGUGAUUAAUCGAGCCGGUGGUACAGGACGGGAAUGGAAGACACUGUCCACGCUCUUCUUCAAAUUUUCCGGUACGAGUGCUGGCGUCGCCGAUAGCAUCAGCCUGACCAAGGCUCUGGCCAAGCAAAACCAUGCCUCGUCCUUCGAGUUCGCGAGAAAUGAGCGAGAGGCAAAUGGCCUAUGGUCGGCCCGAAAACAAGCCCUAUGGAGUAUGAUGGCGCUGCGAAAAGAAGGCUCGGAAGUAUGGUCCACCGACGUAGCCGUGCCAGUCUCAAGACUCCCGGACAUUAUUGCUAUCACCAAGAAAGAGCUAGAUGAUCUAGGCUUGUUUGCAAGUAUUCUUGGGCACAUUGGCGAUGGCAAUUUCCAUUCCAGCAUCAUGUUUGAUCGCAAAAACCCCGAAGAGCGGGAACGAGUCGAGAAGUUUGUUUACGACAUGGUUGACCGAGCUCUCGAGAUGGAGGGCUCCAGCACUGGCGAACAUGGUGUUGGUUUGGGUAAGAAGAAGUCCCUUAUGAAGGAGCUCGGCCCCGAGACAAUUGAUGUAAUGCAUAGCAUCAAGACCUCCCUUGACCCUCACUGGCUGCUAAAUCCUGGGAAAAUCUUCGAUCAUCCAAGCGAACCAUAAGGAAUUGCUAUCAAGAUAAGCACUAUGGUGCCUGGUUGCGGGCGAAAACAUAUUCCGCUAUUUUAGGCCGGUUAGACAUGCGGAAAGCGGUCUAGUUGAGACUCAUGAUUUUGCAUAUCAUUUUUCAUAUCAGGUAGACAAAAUGUAUAGAGAACGAAGGAAUUCGCGCUUUAAUCAUUGGAUCAUGAUACCUCUAGACGAUGGAUUUGGAGGAGAAAACAAGGGGGCGUUGAGCCAAUGACAACGCAAACUGCAUUUGGUUACGCUGGUGGCUGACUCAUCGCGGGGUGAUCUCCUUCAGAGCGAUAUCGCAGUUUGCGUCUUGAUUGCCACAAG